AUGCGCGGCGGGCGGCCCGCGGCGCUGCCGCUGCUGGCGCUGGCGCUGCUGGCGGCGCAGGGCGGAGCGGCGCCCCUGCAGCCCGGCGGGACCCCCGCGCUCACCAAGAUCUACCCCCGCGGCAGCCACUGGGCUGUGGGACACUUAAUGGGGAAAAAAAGCACUGGAGAUUUUCCUUAUGGUUUUGAAGACAAAAACAAGACACCAUUUUCAGCAUUACCUGACAGUAUCAAGCAGCUGGAAGAGUAUCUGCAGUGGGAAGAAAUCUCAAAGUAUUUGCUAAGGCUGCUGGAAAGGAAUGAAAAUAAAAGUGGUCACUUUUCAAAAGGAGGGCUCCCCUGGUAUACCAGGAACACCUGGGAGACAGAUGACAAUAGCAGUUGGAAACAUAUGAUGGACUAUCUGCUUCAAGUUGUGAAUAUGAAAGAGAGUACUUCAAGCUGAAAGAAGAUCACUAAAUCAUGCAGAAAUUUAAUACUUUCUGUAAGAGACUAUAUUUCACAAGCACUUGAUUGUAUCAGAUAAUCAACACGGUCACUUUUCUGUACACAAGAAUUCCUUUGUGUAAAGUACUUAAAUACACAUAUUCUUGUAUGGUUCAUCAAGGACUAAAUCCUCUACUUCAUUUUCAAGGUUGCAUUUUCUCAUUUGAAUGGCUUUGAUAUAUAUAAAUAUAUAUAAAAUUGUCACGGAAGGGUCUUCCAAUUAAUUAUAUGACUUACCUAUCGAAUAAUUUCAUCUCUUAGUUUGAAACUACAUGACAUUGCAACAUUCACAAUAAAUAGUACCAAG
Molecule: messenger RNA, 792 nt
Organism: Motacilla alba alba
Lineage: Eukaryota; Metazoa; Chordata; Aves; Passeriformes; Motacillidae
Gene: GRP
Product: gastrin releasing peptide
Biological process (GO): neuropeptide signaling pathway
Molecular function (GO): neuropeptide hormone activity
Source: RefSeq, a predicted model, not a curated record